Molecule: messenger RNA, 1464 nt
Organism: Mesocestoides corti
Lineage: Eukaryota; Metazoa; Platyhelminthes; Cestoda; Cyclophyllidea; Mesocestoididae
Source: the annotation of a GenBank genome assembly
AUGUACUGUUCGGACACACAGACUCUAACUCAGAGAACAGCUCCCAAAGAGAUUGCUCCCUGUUUCCCAGAGCAGGUUUAUGCCACUUCAAAUGGCAUUGAAAGCGGCGUUUCAACAAUCGGUUUCCGGUCUGGCCGCUAUGCUCCAGAAGAGGCACAAGAAUCCCUCAACAGGCGUUUCGCUCAAGCGAACUUGGAUUUCGACAUAAGCCAACAAACUCGCCAUGACAACCGCAACAUGAUGACGGAAACUGAAGAGAAAAGUAAAUCAGAUUUCACAAACACGACCGAGAAGUUGAGGGAGCGUCUGAAGGACUUGCAUUUCUGGAAGUCUGAACUGGAGAAGGAAAUUCUCGAUGUGAUUGCCACUAACGAUCGGUUGAUUAAAAGAAAGAGGGAACUAGAGAGGACCCUUGAAGCAUUGGAUGAGUGCGUUUUGCUCACAACGGACUGCCUGAAUGCCAGGCAAAGGCGGUUUGGCGAGGAUUUGCAGCAAGACGCAGUUGAGCUCGAACUUAUGAAGGCAAGUGUUUCACCUGAGCUGGAUAUUCUCAACAAAGCCAUUGCCCUAGUCAAACGUUCAAUCCAACAAGUCAAUAACCAGCUCGAGAGGAACCGUCAGGCGAAGCAGGACCUGGAGAUGGCGUGGAGCGAUAAGCACGAGGCAGACCUGCUCGACUCCGAGGGGGCCCACUUGAAGCCAACAAGCACCAACAAGCAGCACUACGCGGGCGAGGCGCGUAGCUGGCCGCAGGCCGCGCAGUCGACCGUCCAGUCGUGGACCCAACACGCCCACGACCUCAUCCUGCGCUCGGAACACGAAAGAAUGGCCAGCGAACAGCUGUACCAACUCUGUGAGAGCAUCGCCAUUGACGUCGCUCGUGAUGUGGUCAACCAGAAGGACUGCGUAAACGUUGCUUUCCAGAAGAGACUGGACGAAUACGAAUGUGACAAGCAAAGAUUGAUUGAGCAACUCAAAAAGGCAAGUCUAGAAAGCCUUACUCCUUGGCAAAGUAAAUUUGUGCCCUUCCAAUUAGCCAAUUUAAGGUGCACAAAAUUCAUAGAGGGCAUGCACACAUUGCCUAAUUUCGAGAAGAUCUGUACAGAGAUUACAGAAUUGGAAAAUAACAUCAAAGAGAUGGAAUAUGCAAUCAUUGCCAAGGACGCUUAUGUCAAGACAAUACAAACACGACUACAUCUUCACAACCAAAGACCAAAUGUUGAGAACUGUCGCGACUCACCCCAGAAGGCGAUGCUCGAUGAAAUGCAUAACAUUCAGGUGACGAUUGACAAGUUACGGGAUCAGCUUGCGCUUACGGAGAACAACCUCAAACACCUUCAGGAUACGCAGCUAAUGCUUGAAAAGGAAAUUCACAUGAAGAAUGUUUCCAUUCAAGUCGAUAAAGACCACUGCGCUCGUCAUAGAAUGGCCUUCCCCUCUGCAAUUAGGCUCCGUGGACACUGA